This is a messenger RNA of Symbiodinium pilosum, 468 nucleotides long. Lineage: Eukaryota; Dinophyceae; Suessiales; Symbiodiniaceae. The record is from the annotation of a GenBank genome assembly.
GAGCAGCUUUUCAACGCGUUGGACAUCAAUGAGCGCAAACCUCUGUUACUCUGGGGUAACCACUACGCUGGCAAGAGCACGUCGCUGCAUCGUGUGCUGCGAGAGAAGCAGUAUCACCACGGCGUCCUGCGCCUGAUUUGUGCAGAGAACACAGACCGAGCAACAACGAAGCUGUUAAGCUUUGUAGGUGCAAAAAACGAGCUCGAGGCCAUGGAGACCCUGCGGCAGGCAGCGGCAGAGAUGAAACGUUUGCCUGUAAUCGUGUUGGAGGUGCCUCGCGAGAUCACCAGCUCGGAAGUCGUUCAGAGCUGCUCUACCUUCGCGAAGAAGUUCGGUUACGAUCUACGUCUGGCAAAAGUGCUUGUCGUUGUGAGCGCUACCGCGCAUGCCUUAGGUUUCAGCGCCGAUCAGCGUGAACUCCGAUUCUAUUUGCCACCGCUGAGUGAGCAGGAGUGCCAGCAGCAGGAG